CAUUAUGGCACUAAUACUAACAAUGAGAAAGAAGUAGUUCAAUAUAAGAAAAAGAAAAAAUUAAGUGAAGACAAUUUAUUAUAUAUCAAGUUUGUAAAAACAAUUAGUGAAAGUAAGAAAAUAUCAGCCAAGAGCAGAAAGAA
This is a messenger RNA of Dentiscutata heterogama, 143 nucleotides long. The record is from the annotation of a GenBank genome assembly. Lineage: Eukaryota; Fungi; Glomeromycota; Glomeromycetes; Diversisporales; Gigasporaceae.